Centropristis striata (black sea bass) is the source of this 1387-nucleotide messenger RNA. RefSeq names its product general transcription factor IIB (gene gtf2b). Lineage: Eukaryota; Metazoa; Chordata; Actinopteri; Perciformes; Serranidae. Bases 46 to 1002 code for a protein of 318 amino acids. The transcript is spliced from 7 exons. Gene Ontology annotation, molecular function: RNA polymerase II general transcription initiation factor activity; TBP-class protein binding. The record is from RefSeq and is a predicted model, not a curated record. Gene Ontology annotation, cellular component: nucleus; transcription preinitiation complex. Gene Ontology annotation, biological process: transcription preinitiation complex assembly; transcription initiation at RNA polymerase II promoter.
UGUAUUCAAUUGUUUCUUUGACACACGGGCGGAGAAAGCAGUGACAUGGCGUCGACAAGCCGCGGAGAUGCUCUCGCCCUUCCCAGAGUUCAGUGUCCCAACCACCCUGAUGCCAUACUGGUGGAGGACUACAGAGCAGGGGACAUGAUUUGCCCCGAAUGCGGCCUUGUAGUAGGUGACCGUGUAAUCGAUGUCGGCUCAGAAUGGAGGACAUUCUCCAAUGAGAAAGCUCUCAAAGAUCCAUCCAGAGUGGGAGACGCCCAGAACCCACUGCUCAACGGAGGUGACUUAACCACCAUGAUCAGCAAGGGAACUGGCGCAGCUAGCUACGAUGAAUUCGGCAACUCCAAGUACCAGAACCGGCGGACCAUGAGCAGCUCCGACCGGGCCAUGCUCAACGCCUUUAAGGAAAUCAGCACCAUGGCAGAUCGCAUCAACCUGCCGAGGAAUAUCAUAGACAGAACAAACAACCUAUUCAAGCAGGUGUAUGAACAGAAGAGCCUGAAGGGGCGAGCCAACGAUGCCAUCGCUUCAGCCUGUCUCUACAUCGCCUGCAGACAAGAAGGUGUACCACGAACAUUUAAAGAGAUCUGCGCCGUAUCCAGGAUCUCCAAGAAGGAGAUCGGCAGAUGCUUUAAGCUGAUCCUGAAGGCGCUGGAGACCAGCGUGGACCUCAUCACCACCGGAGACUUCAUGUCCCGCUUCUGCUCAAACCUCGGUUUGCCCAAACAGGUGCAGAUGGCGGCCACCUUCAUCGCCAGGAAGGCGGUGGAGCUCGACCUGGUGCCCGGCAGGAGCCCCAUCUCAGUGGCAGCAGCAGCCAUCUACAUGGCCUCCCAGGCCUCCGCAGAGAAGAAGACCCAGAAAGAAAUCGGGGAUAUUGCCGGUGUUGCAGAUGUUACGAUCAGACAGUCCUACAGACUCAUCUACCCACGCGCUGCAGAACUCUUCCCUCCAGACUUCAAAUUCGACACACCCGUCGACAAGCUGCCCCAACUGUGAAGACGAUGCCCCCUGCACAGUGACGAUAUUUUUCUGCUGAUAUUCUUUCUUUAAAAUCAUAUUUGUGUUGGAUUUGGAAGAUUUCUCUAGUCCCUCCUGAGACUUCUGGCCUUUGUCGAGGCGCUCUCACAGGAAUAAAACGGACACAUUCCAGUGCUUAAUUAAACAGCUUGCAGACUGUACUUACAGUAUUUCAUUUGAGUGUAUAUACUGUAUCAUGUAUAUAUGUCCAAGUGGGAAAAUGUAAUUGAUGCUUGCAAUUUUAGGCUGGUUUCAUAUUGUAUACAUAAAACUUUGUUUUUGUAGAAAAAUGACCUGGUUCUAUUUUGUUAGUUAGUUUGAAUUGUUCUAAGUAAUUUAAACAAAUAAAAAGUUUUUCUUUAAA